ACCCUGUCGCGGCUCCCGAGCCCAUCCGGUCAAGAUGGCGCUGGUGACUGCAAUGCGCAUCUCGGCGCGAGCUCUGUUUCGCCCUUGGGCCUGGCUCCCGGGUGGGGCCUUCGGGCGGACAGAGUCGGCGGCCAGAGGUGGUGUAGGUGCACGAGGCUUUGGAAGUCAGCGGGUGCUGGUGGAACCUGACCCGGCCGCGGGGAUCGCCGUGAUGAAGUUGAAGAACCCCCCAGUGAACAGCCUCAGCCUAGAGUUGCUGACGGAGUUAGUCAUCAGCCUGGAGAAGCUGGAGAAUGACAAGACCUUCCGAGGCAUCAUCUUAACUUCAGACUGUCCCGGGGUCUUCUCAGCUGGCCUGGAUCUGACGGAAAUGUGCGGGAAGAACCCCGCACACUAUGCUGAGUACUGGAAGGCCAUGCAGGAGCUGUGGUUGCGGCUGUACCUGUCAAACCUGGUGCUGAUUGCUGCCAUCAAUGGAGCCAGCCCUGCUGGAGGCUGCCUGAUCUCCCUUACCUGUGACUACCGGGUCCUGGCCGACAACCCCAAAUAUGUCAUUGGGCUGAAUGAGACCCUGCUGGGCAUCAUUGCCCCUUUCUGGUUCAAAGAUACCCUUAUGAACACCAUUGGGCACCGUGCCUCAGAGCUCGCUCUGCAGCUGGGGAUUCUCUUCCCGCCGGCAGAGGCCCUUCAGGUGGGCAUGGUGGACAAGGUGGUGCCUGAGGACCAGGUGCAGAGCACAGCACUGUCAGUGAUGGCCCAGUGGUUGUCCAUUCCAGACCACGCUCGACAGCUGACCAAGAACAUGAUGCGAAAGCCCACAGCAGACCGCUUGGUGAAACACCGUGACUCGGACAUCCAGAACUUUGUCAGCUUUAUCUCCAGAGACUCUAUCCAGAAGUCCCUGCAGGUGUACUUAGGAAAGCUCAGACAAAAGAAAGGCUAACAGCUAGGCUGCCAACACAGGGUUUAGCCAUCUGCACCCUUCUGGAGGGGCCCCUCUGGUCCCAAAAGGUUUUACUUUAAACAAGCUAUUUCCUAAUUUCAGAAUCCUUUCAGCUCUUUAAUUUGCUGGUCUUCCCAGGAGGCCCUGUUUCUUGUAGCCUGGGUCCCAAGGAUCCCUCCACAUGUGAGUGCCUUUACUGCCUGGCAGGUGGGCAGAAUGGGAUUGGCAAGCAGUUUCUGGAUUUGGGAAUUAUGAACUGGCAGGUGGACCCAAUCUGAACCUUGGGAGGUUACCACUGAGUGUCUCCUUUCCCAAAGAACUGUGAAUAAAGUCCUUGGGUCACCCCAU
Messenger RNA from Phyllostomus discolor (pale spear-nosed bat), 1291 nucleotides. It is a transcript of the gene ECI1, whose product is annotated as enoyl-CoA delta isomerase 1. Bases 35 to 943 code for a protein of 302 amino acids. NCBI's taxonomy places the organism in Eukaryota, Metazoa, Chordata, Mammalia, Chiroptera, Phyllostomidae. Gene Ontology annotation, biological process: fatty acid beta-oxidation. The transcript is spliced from 7 exons. The record is from RefSeq and is a predicted model, not a curated record. Gene Ontology annotation, molecular function: enoyl-CoA hydratase activity. Gene Ontology annotation, cellular component: mitochondrion.